UGGCGUAGGGCCAGGUGGACGCGCCUACGGCGACGGCGGGCGCUGCGAUUGACUGCGUUUCUUGUGCCCGGGGCUCGCUACUCUGGCCUCCCUCCCUGCCCUGGCUGACUGCUGUGCCACCGACGCCAUGUCUGUGAGCGAGAUCUUUGUGGAGCUGCAGGGCUUCCUGGCUGCCGAGCAGGACAUCCGAGAGGAAAUCCGAAAAGUUGUACAGAGUUUAGAGCAAACAGCUCGAGAGAUUUUAACUCUACUUCAAGGGGUCCAUCAGGGUGCUGGGUUUCAGGACAUUCCAAAGAGGUGCUUGAAAGCUCGAGAACAUUUUGGUACAGUAAAAACACAUCUCACGUCUCUGAAGACCAAGUUCCCUGCUGAACAGUACUACAGAUUUCACGAGCACUGGAGGUUUGUGCUGCAGCGCUUGGUCUUCUUGGCAGCUUUUGUUGUGUAUCUGGAAUCAGAAACGCUAGUGACUCGAGAAGCGGUUACGGAAAUUCUUGGCAUUGAGCCAGAUCGGGAGAAAGGAUUUCAUCUGGAUGUAGAAGAUUAUCUUUCAGGAGUUCUAAUUCUUGCUAGUGAACUGUCAAGGCUGUCAGUCAACAGUGUGACUGCUGGAGACUACUCCCGGCCCCUUCACAUCUCCACCUUCAUCAACGAGCUGGAUUCCGGUUUCCGCCUCCUCAACCUGAAGAACGACUCCCUGCGGAAGCGCUAUGACGGCUUGAAGUACGAUGUGAAGAAAGUGGAAGAGGUGGUCUACGAUCUCUCCAUCCGUGGUUUCAAUAAGGAGACGGCAGCCGCUUGUGUAGACAAGUAGGAGGCCCUGUCCCUGCUCCUGGCCUUGUUUACCUCAGCGGUUGACUCUUACGGUAGUUAGGAUGCCCAGUUGCUAAACACCAUGCUUUAUUUUCCUCACUGGUUGUGUGGUGUAUCAGAAGUGAAACGCUUCUUUGGCGGUUAAAAAAAAAAGGACAGAGUUUUCUUUGUUGUUUCAGUGAAUUUGCUCUGUAAUCCAGUGUGUUUCAUUUUCGUCAAGAGGUGUAAAUGUCCGUCUCUUGGUAAAGCUCUUUCCUUGCUUAUCUUGAUGUCCUGAUUGAGAAGUUGAUCGUCUUGUGUGUGAUCCUUCCAGAUGUGACCUUUGACAUUUUCCAUAUCCCAGGUUAGCCAUCCAGACCCAGGUAUAGCCGGGAUACAGUAUAAAAGUUAAAAAGGCUGGUUGCCAAGUAAAGGCAAGGAAUACCUGAUUUGAUAUUCUUCCUUCCUUAUUUUAAGCCUUGUGAGUAAAUCCGUUGCUGAAUUUUUCUGCAAGGGAGUUCUGGCCCCGGGGUUCUGUUUCACUGCCAUCAAGAUAGAAAAGAUUCCAACCGCAAACGCAGGCUCGACAGAUUAUGCGGAAGUUCUUGUGUUAAAGGAUUUGGUAAGGUCUUGUUAUUGGCUCUAUUUGAAGGAACACGUUGGCAGGUGGGGAGUAGGGCUUAAUGUUUUAAAACGCUUCUGCUUUCUCCUGUUGCCUUAACAUGCUGCUAUUGCAGCAAACUUCUGUUAACCCUAAAAAUGGUCUUCACGUACGUCUUGAAUUCACACUUAGCCUGAUGUAUUCCUGAACUAUGAAGUCCCCACCCCCACCCCGCAUUUUUAGCAGCCAGCUAGACGUUUUGAUCUGGAUGUGUAAAGCCACCCACAUGCGUUAAUUAGCAACGCCCUGACUAGUGCGUUCUUAGAGACAAAAGCCAUGCUUUGUGUGGAGGAAAAGUAUAACCUCUUAAUUUAUUUUUUUAAUUCAGCUUGAUUUGGUUUUUUUUUUUUUAAGAGUAAGAAGUUUCAGAUUGUUGAUGGCUAUCCUAACAGAAAUAUUCACGAUUUUGGGCAAGUCAUUUAAAUUCUGCUGCCCCUCCCCCCAGUUCAGAUAGUGCUCAAAAUAUUGACCAGGUAAGUUGCUGUUGGCUGUUCAGUUGAAAUUAUUAAGAUAGUGACCUAAUUCCCAGUCAUUUGGAGAAAGGAAGGUGCUAGUACUUCCGGAAUCAGAGGUGUGGAGCAUUGUCACCUUUUCUCCCCUAAUGCUAAGGUGGGCCUCCUGCUCGUACGGGACGGUGUCUGGCAUUGCCAUCAGAACGUUUUAUCUCAGGCCAAAGGAAGGGCUGACUCGCUUCUCCAUCCUGAAGAGGGAAGGAAAAAUGAGACAUUGUUGGAUUUUAGAACAAUUUUCUUGACAGUUCCUUCUGCGCAAGAGUUUAUGGAAUGAAAAGAGUGUUGGGUCCCUAAAAGUGCCGAGGAUGGUCCCCUGAAAUGUGCAGCAGGAGCACUGCUGAAGUGAGCAUAAAAGGCUUUUCAGUGACGUAAUCUGACAGAUGCAGUGAGUUUGGCAAUGGUUUUCCUUGCCUCUGUAAACAGUGAUUCUGCUGGAGAAUAGUCAAGUUCUUGGCAGAAGCUGUGGAUCUCGGUUUUAACCCAUACAUUUUAAGUAGGGGAGCACACUCUGGUCUUGUCACUCUAUCUGAGAAUUGAGAAAUGUCAUGUUUAUAAUUAUUCAGCUGUAUUUGUUGCUGGCUUGUUGUAAAGCAAUAAAGUUUUUUUUGGUCUGUUUGUAACUCAUUGUGUUGCUAUGAGAACGCCUCUGUAUGGAGAAUAAAUUCUGGAUAUUUUUUGAGGCUGAAGAUGAGCAGGGACGAGGAGCACAUUCAGCUGUGUAAUAGUUACAACACUAACCAAAAGACACCAGCCCUUCAGAGUUCUUUACUGUAAAGUGCAGGUAAUGUUGGCGUGGUCUGCCUCGAUGGGGAAUUAAAAUUCUUUGAAGAUGUUGAGAAGACUUGGCUCGGGUUUUGGGAUGCCAGAUUUAUUUAUUUAUUUUUCAAUUUUUAGAAAGUCCAGCUGGUUAGAGAAGGUAGAGGUGAAUUAGGGGGUACUUUCUUUAUAGAUUUAUUCAGAAGAAGAGGAAGAGAACAAGUCAUAAGAAUUUGGUGAGAUUUGCCUCAUCUUAAGCUUGAAUAACAGUAUGAGUAAAAGUUUAAGAGACUUCACUAAAGAAGGAAGACUGAUUAAGGCAGGUUUUUGGGAUUUUAAAUAGGUAGCUAAAGAGAUGAGGUGAACCUGCAGGUUGCUGCUGGUGUGGUUUUAUAAUUGGGUACUCAGAACUUCUUUCUUUGUCUGGAUUAAACCAUUUGUCCUUCUUUUCAGAUAGAGCAUUGCUGUCAUCCCUGACACCAAAAUAAGACUUCCCCUGAAAUAAUUUAUAUCCUUAGUAUUCACCGUAAUAAGCAGACAGCAGCCCCCACCAAACAAUAACGUUUAAGGGAGGCAAAAUUGGCAAGUGUAGUGAUCUGACUGCCCGCAUUGCACAUGCGGACAGGCUGGGCCUCAAACUUCCAGCCAGCCUUAAGACUGCUAGGAACGAGGCAUGUACACCCACAGGCAUCAGCCAUUCCAUGGGUGCUACGUUCAUCUGUGAUGGAGCCAAACACACAAGACACACUGUUGGCAAAGUGAAAGCUGUUACUAUUAUUCAUAGAAAGCCAACAGUAAACGGUAACAUUGGAUUCUCAAAGAGGAAAUGCUGGCCCUUCCCCAAAUUACCGAUGUCCAUUCUUACGUCUUUGGGCUGGCAUGCCAUGGUUCAGGUCAUAUGCUGUCCUCAUGUCACUGCUGUCUCUGCUGCCACCACACUGCCCUGGUUCUUUCUGCUGAUGGGCUUCAGUGGGCCUUGCCUCACUGACUGGAAGACCCCUGUACAGGACCUUCUAAGCUUCUGCUGCUGGGCCCUUCUAGGCCCCACCACUGGCUCCUGCCAUGCCGCCUAGGGGUGUGGGAGGAGGGGAGAGGCACACUCAGGCCUCUGUUCUGCACCAGCAAGUGUUACAGCUCUUUAGCAACAGGCAAACCUCCUGUAUGGAGGUGCCCAGCUCGCUCGCUGUCUGGGUUGGCAAGCCCACUGCAGCCAACUUUCUGUGGGCUGACCAGCCCACUGCCACUCAAUCGUUAGUUUUACAGCCCCUUCGUCUGGGUCUAGGAGCUCCUUAGCGUAGGGAUCCUGGGUCCAAAGGACGUGCUCCGCUGCAGACUCUUCUUGAUGGUAGUGAACCCAAAACCGAACCACUCGAUUUGACUUGGCGACCCUAUAGGACAGAGUAGAACUGCCCCAUAGUGUUUCCAAGGAGCGUCUGGUGGGUUUGAACUGCUGACCUUUUGAUUAGCAGCUGAUCUCUGUGGGAUUAGCCCGUAUAUAAAACUAGCAGGAUG
Trichechus manatus latirostris (Florida manatee) is the source of this 4233-nucleotide messenger RNA. RefSeq names its product translin (gene TSN). NCBI's taxonomy places the organism in Eukaryota, Metazoa, Chordata, Mammalia, Sirenia, Trichechidae. Bases 128 to 814 code for a protein of 228 amino acids. Gene Ontology annotation, molecular function: single-stranded DNA binding; RNA binding; sequence-specific DNA binding. The transcript is spliced from 6 exons. The record is from RefSeq and is a predicted model, not a curated record. Gene Ontology annotation, biological process: RNA metabolic process. Gene Ontology annotation, cellular component: cytoplasm; nucleus.